AAGCGUGGAGGGGAGCGCAGCAGCAGCCUGCAGCAGUCGUAUCUGUUAGGCCUGUACACGCACAUACAGAGACAUCACAUAACAGCAGGGCUUUUUUUUCUUUUCUUUUUCUUUGACAACCGAUUGCAAUGCCGCGGCAAAACAGCAAUGCCGUGGCCGUGGAGAGACGCAUGGAUCUGGCCUCGCUUUUCUGCAUGAUCGGGCGACACGGUCCCGCUGUGGCUCUGGCUGUGAUAGUGAUGGUGUCCGUGGUGGCGGGUUUCAUCAUCUACCGGACCGUGAGGGGGAAGCGGAGGAAGGCUGCAGCCGCAGCCGACGGCGCUGACAGCAAGAGCCCCGGAGAGGAGAGAGACGCAUCGGUGAUACAGGAGCCGGGCCCGGAGGAACCACACAGACCAGCGGAGUCAACAGAUUUGAGUGACAAGGGCUCGUCAGAUGUGCUAAAGGAGGAUGCUGAUCUGAUUUUGAGUGAUAUCAAAAUCAGGCGUCGUGCUGGUGUUGCUGCUGCUGCUGCUGCUGCUGCUGCUGAUGAUGAUGAUGAGAAGAAACCAUCACUUUGUUCUCUCCCCAAGAGUAGCGUCCAAGUAUCACUCAACAAGCAUACCACUUCAGAUGACACAGAGGACAUGGCAGUCAUUCAAGACUCUUACAAAGUAACUGAGACGUAUGCAGAGGAGGCCAAAGAGAGCGUGCAAAGUGAUACUUACACGGUGGCUGAAAUGGAGGUGGAGGAUGCUGUUGAUUUGCACCAGCGUGCAACAGAUGAUGGUAUAAGGGAGGAAGCAGAGAUCGAUGAUAUUGACAGCUGCAUGAAAGAGCCUGAGCUGAAAAAUGAUGAGAGCUGCCAUGAGGAAGAAGAGAAAGUGUUUAAAGCAGAAUGCCGGGAAGAUGAGGAUGUGACCACAGACAAGGAUGUUUCUGACAAGAAAACCAGACAAGAGGAAGAACGCUUUCAGUGUACUUCGAGCAGCCCAGUGUGCUUUGAACAAACGCUUCAUAUGAGUGAAAAUGAUGACAAUGACAAACUACAAGAAAAUAAAACCACACUGGAGACAAACACAGCGGAGUCCACCUUUGAAGAGCCUGUCACGCAUAAUGACAAUUUACCUGUCACCUGCCUCUCUGAUGACAACGAUGAGGACUUUGAGGAAGAGAAACACCAUCUAGAUAGUAUUGAUUACAGUAAAUAUUCCGGCAAUAAUCACCUCUCUACAGAAGAAGAAAAGAAAAAUGAGGAGUCUGAAGCAGAAGAGGAGUCUGUAGACAACCAGGUAAUUUCUCAACAAACUAAGAUCUCGUCCUCAACAUUUGAACAAGAAACAACACUGCUACCUUCACAGCAGGACCAAUGUGAUCAUAGCAUGGAUGUGGUGGUGGACGAAGAAGAAAAGACAAGUGAGUUUGAGGAAGCAGAAGAGGAGUCUGUAGACUACCAGGUAAAAUCUCAAGAAGCUGAGAUCUGGUCCUCAACAUUUGAACAAGAAACAACCCUGCCAUCUUCACAGCAGGACCAAUGUGAUCAUAGGACUGAUGUGGUGGUGAAAGAAGAAAAGAAAAGUGAGGUUGAAGAAGCAGAAGAGGAGUCUGUAGACUACCAGGUAAUUUCUCAACAAGCUGAGAUCUGGUCCUCAACAUUUGAACAAGAAACAACCCUGCCAUCUUCACAGCAGGACCAAUGGGAUCACAGGAUGGACGUGGUGGCGGACGAAGAAGAAAAAAAAAGUGAGGGUGAGGAAACAGAAGACGAGUCUGUAGAUUACCAGGUAAUUUCUCAACAAGCUGAGAUCUGGUCGUCAACAUCUGAACAAGAAACAACCCUGCCAUCUUCAGAGGAGGACCAGUAUGAUCAUAGGACGGACGUGGCGGCACCGCCUAUUCAGGAUAGUGAAUGUGAUGAUGAUGGUGGUCUAGCUGAAGUGUUUGAAAAAGAUACAGAUAAAGACCCAACAGAUAUUCUUACUGCUGUCGAAUUUGAUGCUCACUCACUACAGUUUAAGGAGGAAGAACUGCAUAUUGAACAAGAAGAGGAAAAUGGUGUCACAUGUAAUCAAGAGGUUGGUGUUCUUCCUGUUGGGACUGAUCAAGUGAAAGAGGAUAUACUGACUAGUGACAACAUUGUUGUCUGUGGUGAAGAACAUGACAGUUCAACGAUGGUGCUCAGCCCUGUUCUGCCCUGUUUGAGCGAUCCUGUAAAGGUUGAUAAUCUUGAUGACGGUCUAUCAAGUGUCACCACUGAUGCAAAAGCUCAGAUCUCAAGCAUUUCAGAUUUCCCUGACUUAUCAUUGGAUUGUCAAGAAAAUCAGCCUGAAAGCAAUGAAAAUGGAACAACGGCUGUGCUGGCUGAAGAAUGUAUUGACCAAGUCUAUGAAUCUCAUGUUUCACCCUGCUGCAAAGAAGAGCAAAGUGUCCAAUUGAUAAAUAAUGAUACUUUUGAUAAGGCAGAUGUUGUUGCUUGUUCUGACAUAGAUACAAAUGUUCCUGCUUCUCUAAUGACAGAAGAAAUAUCUUUUCCUCACCUGCCAUCCAUCUGCCAAGGCCGCCAAAGUGAACACAUGGAAACAAAUGAGACUUUUGAUGAGAUGGUUGUUAAUUCUGUGACUGAAGCAGCUGUUUGUGACAAUGCUAGCAUUGGCGUACUUGAAAUGUCAGAAGAAAUAACUCAUCCUCACAUGCUGGCUGCCUCUCAAGACCAACAAAGUAACCAAACACAAAUUAACAAAGAUUUUUCAGAAGUUACCACUGGUCUUGCUCCUGUCAUGACCAAAGACAUUAACCCUACCACGUGUCAACUUCACCUGCUGUCUUUUGAACAAAAUGAGCUGAGGGAUACUGACAUAUCAUCUCCUAGUGUUGGUGAAGAGAGUGGGAUUUCAAGCAUGGCUGUUAGCCCUGAUUUGCAAGACGUCGGUAAUGAAUUUGACACUAUUGUUGCAAAUAUUGCACUUCCGGUGAUAGAUUGUGAUCCACAGCCGGAGGAACACACCAAGGCUCAAGAAAGCUUCUUUACUGAUGAUGUAGCUGUAUCUGUCAUCAAGGAAGAUACAGCAGGUAUGGUGUUUGGCCCUUACCCAUCACAUCUUCCUCAGCAACUCCAAAGUGAUCAUACAGAUAAGGUUAACUAUGAAUCAUUUGCAGCCAACGAAGACAUGUUUGGCCAAGACAUUGAGGAUGGCUACCAAAGAGUGAUGGACCAGUUUGUGGUGCCAAUUGCAAGCAAUGUUACUAGCUUAACUGAUGAGCUAAAAACACAGUCAGACAUGAAAGCUGUUGUUGAGGAUGUAGAGAUAAAGGAAAAGAAGGAAGCAGUAAGCGCUGAAAAGAAAGAGGCAGCAGAAGCAGAUGAGGAGAAAGAUGAGGAUUAUGAAAAGACGGAAAUUAGUAUCAUGGAGGCAACUAUGGACAAUAAUGAGUGGAUCACGGAUAGCAACUACCAAGUCCUUCCCUGGAUGAAUCUUUCUGUCCCAUCUUUGGUCCAAGACCAUACCAACCAAAAGACCAACCAACUUCCCACGGACGAAGGCCAGCACAGCCCUUCUCUUGCAGAUGUUAUUUGUAGAGAUACAGAUACCCUACCCUCCACUGACGUCAAACAAACCAGCACUCUCGCUCUUGUUGAGGAAAACACAGAAAAAAAGGUUGUGGCUGUCCAGCCCAUGCCUCAGAAUGUCAAUGUAAUCUUCCGGAUCCACUAUCUCACCCAAUCGCCAUACCAGACGGUGGCCAUCACGGGGAACCAGCAGGAGCUGGGGAACUGGAAGGGAUUCAUCCCUCUAGAGAGGGCCAAGGACGGGCACUGGGCCACUGUGGUCAGCCUCCCCGCAGAGAGCCAUGUGGAGUGGAAAUUUGUGGUUGUGGACAAAGGUGAGGUUUGUCGCUGGGAGGAAUGUGGCAACCGCCUCCUCGAAACAGGAUACGGAGAUGACCUGGUUGUGCACAAAUGGUGGGGAUUCCUGUGAGAGAGGGUGAAAGGAAUAUGCUGCAAAGGUGAGAGGAAGAUUGAGAGUGGCAUGUACAGCACAGUAAGCUUUGAUAGUGGAAACUGGACCAGAUAAAGUUGUGAACUAAAUAGUUUUUUAAAAUGUCUUGGCUACAUAUAAUUAACUGUUGUUUCUAUAUUUUAGUGCUGGAUUGAUUAGUAUUACAACAGAUAAUUAACAAUGUUGAUAAUGGAUUCAUUGUUUAAGUAAUUUUUUCAGUCAUACACACAUAAAAAAUAUAUAUUAAAAUGUUUUUAAUCAAAUCAAGCCCAAUUUUUAACUGAAGUAAUAUCUGCAUAGAUGUCUUUUGGUCUGCACAUUUCCAGCACCAAGAUUUCUGUCAUCUAAUGGGACUUUUCUUCAAGGAUUGCCUCCUAAUAGCCAGUGAUCAAAUCAAUCUUUUAAGCAAACUGAAAAGAUAGGCAAAACACAGAAGCAUUACUGUACAUAAAACAUGUUUUUUUUCUCUCUAUAUGCAACAUGCACGUCUUUAAAAGUGUUUAAUUUGUAUAAAUGGAGACUUUAUUAUACUGUCCAUAUGCUGCUUCAAUACUCCCUAACAAUCUAUGAGAAUAAAUGCACAUAGUUCACUUUUACUACAGCAAUAAUCAAAGCAAUAAUUGUUCAGUAUACUGUAUGAAUGGUGUUCUAUCAGGUAUUAUAAUGUGGUUACCACUAAACUGUGAUAUAGUUGUAACUUGCUGCUUUUAUCUUGUGGGACUCUGUGCAUGCAAGAUUGUCUCACUGUUGUUUUAUGACUGUGCCUUUUUAAAAAUGAUGUUCUACUAAUGUGUUAUAAUGCAUCAAAUCAGUGCGGCUUUUCUUUUUAAAACAGCGUUGCUGGCUUUUUUUUCUGUGUUUCACUAAAACUUUUACUGAAUUACUUAUAAUGAUUCAAUUAUUUUUUUUAAAACAAAUGCUUUCAGUUUUUUUUUGUCAUUUUAUUUCUUAAACAGUGUAGACUAUUAUCUCAGAUCUCACCAGAGUAUAUUAUUAUGCAAUAUGAUGAUGAUAAUGGUACUUGAAUGUACAUGUCAAAUAAACUAAUCCUCCAGGUCUGUCAUAGCUGGAAAUAUAUGUUUCUUAUAAAUGUGAAUUUAUUGAAAGAGCAGAUAUUUGGAGGUAAUUGCAAGUGUUUGUUCCAAUAUGAAAAAAGUGUCUCACAAAAUAAAAAUGCGUAACUUGACAUUAUUAAAUAUAACUAAA
Messenger RNA from Scomber scombrus (Atlantic mackerel), 5183 nucleotides. It is a transcript of the gene stbd1, whose product is annotated as starch binding domain 1. Gene Ontology annotation, cellular component: membrane. NCBI's taxonomy places the organism in Eukaryota, Metazoa, Chordata, Actinopteri, Scombriformes, Scombridae. Gene Ontology annotation, molecular function: starch binding. The transcript is spliced from 4 exons. The coding region runs from base 129 to 3956 and encodes 1275 amino acids. The record is from RefSeq and is a predicted model, not a curated record.